AUGUAUGUCGCCACCUCUCUGCUUAAUGCGUAUGCUGGAACCUCAUUUGACUGUGCAUACAAGCUGUUCGAUGAAGUUCUCGUGAGAAAUACUGUCACGUGGAACUCGAUGAUAUCUUGCUUUUCUCGUCCCGGAGAUGUUAAAGGAGCGAGGAAGAUGUUCGAUCGCAUGCCUUUGAGAGACCUAGCUUCGUGGUCGGCAAUGAUUGCUGGAUACAUGAACAAUGAGCAUUGGGAGGAAGGUGUGGCGCUCUUCAAAGAAAUGGUUAUUUUCGAACAACUAAAGCCUGAUCAAGUGACCAUUGGGCCAAUAUUGGCGGGCUGUUCUGAAAUGUGUUCAAUUGGUUUGCUCCUUGGGAAAUCAGUGCAUGGUUUGGUCGUGAAGAAUCACUUGGAACUUAAUGUGGAGCUUGGUACUUGUUUGGUAGACAUGUAUGCUAAAUGUGGAUUCAUGAAUUUUGCUUCUCUGGUUUUCGAUAUGAUGAAAGAUAGAAAUGCCGUUACUUGGACUGCUUUAAUUUGUGGAGCAGCAAAACAUGGUUUUGGAACUGUAUCGUUGGAGAUAUUCAAGAAAAUGAGACAAGGGAGUGUGCUACCUAAUGAGUUUACGUUCACUGGGGUACUUUGUGCUUGUGUACAAGCAGGGCUGGUCAAUGAAGGUCGUGGAUAUUUCAAAAUGACCAAAGAGUGUGGACUGAGACCAACAAAUAGGGAUGGCGGUGUGGGUGCGGGGCGGGUUUGA
Messenger RNA from Nicotiana tabacum (common tobacco), 741 nucleotides. NCBI's taxonomy places the organism in Eukaryota, Viridiplantae, Streptophyta, Magnoliopsida, Solanales, Solanaceae. The record is from RefSeq and is a predicted model, not a curated record.